UUGCCUACCACCCCAACACUUUCCAGGCCUCGUGCUUGAUCUCUACAGGAGCUGUUAGAGACUGAUUCUGGAAUGGCGAGCCACGGCGUCUCGCGCGUUGCAGGCAGCCAGACGCGUUCUGACCUGGCGCGAGAGAAAGAGCUUCAACAAAUCGCCCGUUACAAUGAGUUGGUCGAACUCGUGAAUAGAAAGGUUGCGGAGAGACAAUACACCGUGGAAGUGCUUAGCCUCACUACCAAGCUUCUUACCGAAAACCCAGAGUACUAUACCAUAUGGAACCACCGCCGGCGCGUGCUGCAGCACCUCUUCCUUAGCCAGACCGAACCGGCGUCCUUGUCCUCCGAUAAACACCAAGAGACUCUCGACUUUAUCACCGCCGAUCUUAGUCUCACAACUUCCCUGCUCAGGCAGUAUCCAAAGUGCUACUGGCUCUGGAACCACAGAUAUUGGGUGCUGCAGGUGGGCGAGGCACGUUUGCAGGCCGUUGCCGCACGUAAACUAUGGCAAGGCGAGCUGCAGCUUGUCACUAUGAUGCUGGGCGCCGACAGCCGCAAUUUCCAUGCCUGGAGUUACCGGCGGUUUGUUGUCGGUGAGCUAGAGCGCAUUCCGGCGCAGCCCAACGAAGUCGUCCCAAGCAAACAAAGCAUGGUGGAAGCCGAGUUUGCCUACACUACGAAGAUGAUCAAGGCAAAUCUAUCCAACUUCUCCGCAUGGCAUAAUCGGAGCAAACUAAUCCCAAAGCUCCUUGACGAGCGGGAAUCGGAUGAUGUAGCAAGACGACGUAUGCUUGACGACGAGUUUGCCCUGAUACACGAAGCAUUCCUCGAUCCUUUCGACCAGUCAAUCUGGUAUUACCACCAAUUCUUGAUGAGCACGCUUUCAUCGCGCAACUCGCGAGAGUCGGCCAUCAUACUAGACCUCACCGAUACCGAUCGAAAGCGGUACUGCGAGCAAGAAAUCAAUUUCAUCAAAGAUAUCCUUGAGGAUGAAGAAGAUUGCAAGUGGAUUUACGAGGUCCUCAUACAGUAUUCGACCUCGUUUCCAAGCUUGAAUGGUAACGAAAGUAUUAUCACGGCUGAUGACUUGAGGGAGUGGCUUUCUAAGCUCAGGGGUCUUGACCCCCUCCGACAUGGCCGAUGGGCUGACCUUGAAUAUACUCUAGGUCUAUAAUCUAAGAAGUCCAGUAUCGCAAUUGAAUAUAUCAGUUCAG
Molecule: messenger RNA, 1210 nt
Organism: Mytilinidion resinicola
Lineage: Eukaryota; Fungi; Ascomycota; Dothideomycetes; Mytilinidiales; Mytilinidiaceae
Product: protein prenylyltransferase
Exons: 3
Coding region: 73-1170 (365 amino acids)
Biological process (GO): protein geranylgeranylation
Cellular component (GO): Rab-protein geranylgeranyltransferase complex; cytoplasm
Molecular function (GO): Rab geranylgeranyltransferase activity
Source: RefSeq, a predicted model, not a curated record